This is a messenger RNA of Naegleria gruberi, 571 nucleotides long. Its product is annotated as NADH-ubiquinone oxidoreductase. The record is from RefSeq and is a predicted model, not a curated record. NCBI's taxonomy places the organism in Eukaryota, Heterolobosea, Eutetramitea, Acrasida, Naegleriidae. The coding region runs from base 2 to 358 and encodes 118 amino acids. The transcript is spliced from 3 exons.
AAUGUCUACCACCGAACAAUACUCUAUUGACUCUUCCGCUGUCAUUGCUGCCUUGGCUCCUGCUCUCUUGACCAAGUGUUCAACUGAAAAUACUGAAUAUAUGAAAUGUAAAUCAAAGAGCGAAAAUCCAGAAGAUUGUUUGAAGGAAAGCAUUAACUGUCGUAAAUGUGUCUUCAGUCUUGCUUCUGAAUUUAUGAACUCUCCUUGUCAACCAAAGUUCUCUACUCUCGUUGAAUGUCUGAGAAAGCGUGAAUAUGACUACAAAGAUUGUUAUCCACAAAGAAGUGCUUUUGAAUCAUGCGCUCACCACGUUUUGGGUGUUGAAUUCCGUCCACCAGUUAACCCAAAGAUUGAAUAAUUUAAUUAUUAAUAAUACAUCAACUAGCAAAACUCUAAAUUAUAAUUUCCUUGUAUAAUUUUUCUUCUUGGGUAGUUUCAUUAGGAUUGUAAAAUGUUCUCUAUUAUCUAAAUCAUAUUUUGAUGAUAAAUAAUCUUUACUGUGUUUCAUUAUGAGUAAUUGCUGGGUACUAUGAGUAAUUACAUCAUCAAUAAAAAAAAUCUUGAAAGUAAA